GGUGGAGCAGCAGGCAGGAGGCAGGUCAGGGACAGCAGCACACGAGGAAGCGCCGGGACACCGGCGCUGGGACAGCCAGCACAGCCGGUCUCAGCAGCUCCAGACCUUCACCGGUGGGGGGAGGACCAGGAGCAGAAGCAGCCAGAGCUGCAUGGACCUCAGCCAGCACCUGGAGAUCCUGUCGGAGUGAGUCUGCAUCUCCUUCCAGCCCGAAGAGCUCUUCACCCUGCCAAGGGAGAGGACCUCAGUCUCCUAUCAGCACAGCCUAACCCUCCAUGCUGCAGCUGCGUCCUCCAGUGCUGCGCUGAGCGCUGGUGCCCACGGGGCCGGGCAGGAGCCGAGGGAGGCCCUCCAGGUCACACUCAACGAUGUCGCUGUCUGCGCGCCCGCAGCGCCGAGUCCUCGUCGCCAAGAUCAAUAGGAGCCAGUCGUUCGCCGGAGUGAACUCGACAGCGGACCGGCCCUUCAGGAACCUCUCGCCCUUCACGCCCACCGUCUCCCGCAAGACUGGCUCCAGGGUCAGUAGGAUGUUCUCAAUGUCCCACAAAUCCCCACCACCCAAGGUGCCUCAGCCCAACCGCCUGGACGAGGUGUACGAAGCGCUCAAGAAGGGCUUGACAGCCUACCUGGAGGUACACCAGCUGGAACUGGAGAAGCUCAGCACCCAGAUCCGCGAGUCCAAGAGGAAUUCGCGCCUGGGCUUCCUCUACGAUCUGGAUAAGCAAGUGAAGUCCAUUGAGCGCUUCCUGCGUCGCCUGGAGUUUCAUGCUAGCAAGAUCGACGAGCUCUACGAAGCCUACUGCAUCCAGCGGCGGCUCCGCGAUGGGGCCCACAACAUGGUCAAGGCUUACAGCACGGGCUCGCCGGGCAGCCGAGAGGCACGCGAGAGCCUGGCUGAGGCCAGCAAGGGCUACAAGGAGUACACGGAGAACAUGUGCCUGCUGGAGAGCGAGCUGGAGAGCCAGCUGGGCGAGUUCCACGUCCGGAUGAAAGGGCUGGCAGGUUUCGCCCGGCUCUGCGCUGGCGACCAGUACGAGAUCUUCAUGAAGUACGGGCGGCAGCGGUGGAAGCUGCGUGGGCGCAUCGAGGUGAACAGCAAGCAGGUGUGGGACAGCGAGGAGAUGGUUUUCUUGCCUCUCAUCACCGAGUUCCUCUCCAUCAAGGUGACGGAGCUAAAGAGCCUGGCCAACCACGUGGUGGUGGGCAAUGUGUCCUGUGAGACCAAGGACCUCUUUGCAGCUCUCCCCCAGGUGGUGGCUGUGGAUAUCAACGACUUGGGUACCCUCAAACUCAGCCUGGAGGUGACCUGGAACCCCUUCGACAAGGAUGACCAGCCCUCGGCAGCCAGCAGCGUCAACAAGGCCUCCACGGUGAACAAGCGCUUCUCCACCUACAACCAGAGCCCGCCUGACACGCCGUCCCUGCGGGAGCAGGCUUUCUACAACAUGCUGCGGCGCCAGGAGGAGCUGGAGAACGGCACGGCCUGGUCCAUCUCCUCCGAGUCGUCGGACGACUCCUCGAGCCCCCAGCUGUCGGGCAGCGCCCGCCACGCCGCCAAGCCCAUCGUGCAGCCCGAGGUGCAGGCCUCGGCCCCCGCCAUCGAGAUCUCCUUCUCCCAGCAGCAGGAGGAGGCCGGGGCUGGCGGUGGUGUCCCUGCCGGGCCGGCUCUGCCGGAGCACCCGGAGGAGCAGGGCGGCCGCAAGAAGGACCCAGUGGCCAACGGGCACGUGCCCUACGCCCGGACUCUCAGCCACAUCAGCGAAGCCAGCGUGGACGCGAGCAUGGAGACCAAGGCUGUGGAGAGCCUGUGGGAGCCCUCUCCCAGCCCAGAGGACCCUGGCGCGGGCGAGCCAGAUGCGGACUCCAUCCCUGGCGCCUCAAAUUCGGUGCCAGAGGCCUGGGCAGGGCAGGACAGUGGCCCCGAGGCCAAGCCCCGCGCUAUGGUGGCGUGGGCUGAGACUUGUGAGACGGAGGCCAAGCCAGCAGCAAGCCCGGCUCCCAGCCCGGCACCGGCACAGGAGGUUUGCGGCAGCGAGGCCCCCGCACAGGCUGCGGUGCAGGCACAGGCCCCCGCAGAGGAGGAGCCCGUCCUCACCCCACACUUGGCCGCCAGCCCCCCAGCAGUCCCACGGGUGAAGGCCGUGGACUCGGGGCUGGAGGAGGCCAUCAGCCUCCUGGCCUCAGCCCUGGAUGACUAUCGGGGACAGUUCCCGGAGCUGCAGCCCCUGGAACGGGAGCUCAAACACCUGGAGGAGAUCCUGCUGCACAAGCAGGGUGUGUUCCUCAGCCGGGCCUCAAGCAUCAGCCUCACGGUGGAGCACGCUCUGGAGAGCUUCAGCUUCCUCAACACCUCUGACAUGGAGGACUCGGAGGGCUCCGAGGAGGAUGCUCUCCAGGAUGAGAGGAGGGCCAGCAGAGCCCGGCGUGGGAGCAGGGCCCCCAGCGCUGGUGAGGUGGGAGCAGAUGACGCCGGGACAUGCAGUGGCUCCGACGGCAGUGCUGACCCCAUGAGCACCGGCAAUGAGUUCCUGGAUAAGGCCCUGGUGCUUCACCUCCACAACUGCAACCGCCUGCUGCUGAAGCUGGGCACCUUUGGGCCCCUGCGGUGCCACGAGAUGUACGCCCUGGACAGGCUGCUGCGGGAGGCGCAGGUGCUGGAGAUCGUGUGCCAGCUGACGGAGGAGCGACUGGAAGCAGCCACCUCUGCUGCCGGAGUGGUGCAGUUCUCGACGCGGAAGGAAGGGGUGCUGCCCCUCUGGGACCGCUGCGUGGAGCUGCCCAACGUCUACACCUGCCCCGUGGAGCGGUUCCUGCAGGUGCUCGGCGCCCAGUACGCAGCGCCCAUCAACGAGCGGCACCCAGGGCUGGCUGAUGCGGUGUGUGUGAAGCUGGUGGAGGACGUGCUGAAUCGGCGGCUGCCCCGGCGGCCCGGCGGCACCCAAGGCGAGCAGGUCACCAUCUUCCAGUACUGGAGCCACUUUGAGUCCCUCGGUGCCCUGGUGCUUGACACCUACGUGAUGGAGCUGGCGGAGGAAGUGCUGCUGGCGCAGAACCUCAACUCUGACGACCAGGACGUGGUGCUUCGGGCGCUGAAGCGUGUGCCCGAAGGCCGCCUGAAGAAGGAAGGGCUGAAGGCGCUGAGCCUGCUCCUCGUGGAGGGCAACAGCAAGGUGGUGAGCGCCGUGUCGGCCCAGCUCCGCAGCCUGGCGGAAAACCCCCGCUUCCGCCAGCGGGCCCUUGUGUGCUACCUGGACCAGCUGGAGGAUGAGGAGGUGCAGACGCGCGUGGCCGGGUGCGCGGCGCUGGGCUGCCUCAAGGCCAAGGAGAGCAUCGAGCAGCUGGUUUACCUGUGCCAAACCGACAAGGAGCCCGUGCGGGAGGCAGCCAAGCAGAGCCUGAUGCUGUGCGGGGAAGACGGCAAGUCAGCUCACCGGCGGCUGGAGGAGACCCUGGACAGCCUCCCGAGGAUCUUCGCGCCAGCCAGCAUGGCCAGUACAGCUUUCUGAGACGCCGCACGAAGCCACCCGCCAUCCCUCGAGGGCAAAGGCACCACUGGGCUACCUGGGCUUGCACGGACUGGGCCCAGCCAGGAGCCAGCAGCCCCCAGCUCGCGGCAGCACAGCGCAGUAUUACCCCCGCCGGCAGCUGGCCGCGGCCGCACACUGCCUUACGGAGCACCGCUUCCCCUGCCCCCAGACGCUGGCCGUGCGGGGUGCCACGUACGCACCCCCAGGCGAGGAGGGGGGGGGGGGCUCGCCGCACGUCCCACCCUUCGAUUGCUAUUUAAAAUGCACGGGGAAACCGCCCUUCCUGCCCUGCCGCCGGGAUCGGGGCGGCAGGGAGACGUACUGGAUUUCUCUGCCUCCUGCCUUCCCGUGGCGGGGGCACGUGCCCUCUCCCGGCAGGACCUGCACUUUGGAAACGACGCCGUUUCUUUCCAGGAGUCGCCUGGGCUGUGGGGACUGCCGCCCUUUGCCGCCUGGAAGUCCCCAGGACUUAAAUAAAAUGAAAUAUGAGAUAUUAAUAUAUUCUGCUGGCGUUUCUUCUUUCCAGCUCCACGUGCUCCUGUCCCUCCCCAGUGGUGGCUGCAGGGAGUGUAACGAGAUAACGGCCCCAGCCCAGAGCCCUUCCUGCCCUGCUGGGAAGCGCUGUGGAGGGCAGGGGCAGGAGGAGUGACAGAGGGACAGACGGACGGACGGACAGAAGCUGCCACCUUUUUUUUUUGGUUUUAUUUUAUUUUUUAUUUACAGAUUUUUGCAGAAAAACGAAAGCAAAAAAUUCUUUUCUAUAAUGUCUCUAUAAAUCUAUAUAUAAUGUAAUUACAGAGAAUGACUAAUUUUGAUUUUAAACCAGAAAUAAAAACAAACCUUUAAUGAGC
Molecule: messenger RNA, 4378 nt
Organism: Oxyura jamaicensis (ruddy duck)
Lineage: Eukaryota; Metazoa; Chordata; Aves; Anseriformes; Anatidae
Gene: RIPOR1
Product: RHO family interacting cell polarization regulator 1
Exons: 23
Coding region: 369-3506 (1045 amino acids)
Source: RefSeq, a predicted model, not a curated record